AAACAUCGUAGCACUACUCCUGCGCAGCCACGUCAUGUAAACCAAACUACUGGAGUGUGCGCUUUAAAUAAAUAGCAUUACAGUACUGCAAAUGUGAAUUCUCAAGAAGAGUUGCACGUUUGCGUCUACCUUUGUGCUUUAAAAACCUAUCGGACUGACUUGAGACCUGAAGAAAGGAUAUCGAAGGCUCAAUUCCGUGCCAAAAUGUCAGAUAUUGGGGACUGGUUCAAAAGCAUCCCAGCUAUCACCCGGUACUGGUUUGCUGGGUCAAUUGCGGUGCCAUUAAUCGGAAAGCUUGGAUUAAUAAGCCCUAUGUAUCUUGUUUUAUGGCCUAAGGACUUCUUUCACAAAUUCCAGUUAUGGAGGCCGCUGACGUCCACAUUGUACUUCCCCGUGGGCCCGGGAACAGGGUUCCUAUACCUGGUUAAUCUGUAUUUCCUGUACCAGUACUCUUCACGGCUUGAAACAGGAGUCUUUGAUGGAAGACCUGCUGACUACGUGUUCAUGCUCCUCUUCAACUGGCUUUGUAUUGUUAUCACUGGCUUAAUGAUGGAUAUGCAGCUUCUGAUGAUCCCUCUUAUCAUGUCAGUCCUGUAUGUUUGGGCCCAACUCAACCGAGAAAUGAUCGUCUCUUUCUGGUUCGGCACCAGAUUCAAGGCUUGUUAUCUACCCUGGGUCAUUUUGGGCUUCAACUACAUCAUUGGAGGCUCGGUCGUGAACGAGCUGAUUGGGAAUCUGGUCGGCCAUCUGUACUUCUUCCUGAUGUUCAAAUAUCCCAUGGACCUCGGGGGCAGAGCCUUACUAUCCACCCCGCAGAUCCUGUACCGCUACUUCCCCAACAGACGGGGCGGAGUGUCUGGCUUCGGAGCGCCACCCAGCAGAAGACCCGCGCCUCAGGAGCAGGGAGGGGGUGGGGGUGGUGGCGCUGGGGGUGGACGCCAUGCCUGGGGUGCAGGUUUCAGGCUGGGGGACGAAUGAGAUGCCACACACACACACGCACACACACACUGCGGAAACUACCCCCCUCCCCUCAACCCGGAGGGCAAAGACUGGGACAUUCAACGUCAGUGAUGCAGAACAUGGAUUUUAUACAGUUUAUUUUUUCUUUUUCUUUUUUCUUUCUCCUCCCUCCCUCAGACUGUAAAGAUGAUGAGAGGUGUCGGGGCGAUGCACUGCCGCUUCAGAUCAGCAUGUUUUUGUUUCCUCUGGUCACUCUCAAUGCCAUAUCUUUUUACACUGUUCUAUGUUCUCCAUGUGUGCAGCCAGCCUUUGAGAAGUUGGGAUGUAGGAGUGAGUGGACAGACCCAUUUUGUCUGCACUCUCCCUUGUCUGCACUCUUUUUUGUAAUAGGCAGCGCCUGAUGGACAGUUCUUCUAUUUUGACCUUGCUCCAUUGUUCCAUCCUUAACGUUGUCUUCAGUUUCGUUUUUGUGCUGUCUGAGUACAUCUGGGUAGAUCUAUACACAUGGAAGUUGUUUUUUUGUUUGUUUGUUUCAGUUUUGGAGGAUAUAAAAAAUGACAUGCAAACCUAAGGAGAAAAAAAAAACUAAAAUAUAAUAACUUUGAUUUGAAGCGCUAAAUUGAUGUUAAAAUGGUGUGAAAGGCAAAUGAAAUGCCCCCAAAAAAAGAGAGAAAAAAAAAAGAAAUCUAAGUGGGUGCUUCUUAAUGACGAGGGAAAUUGUGUAGUCUAGCUUUGCGGGUGAGAGCGCUGCCUAAUGCAAGUAGUUGAAAAUCAAGUGGGUUGAAGCAUUGUGUGUAGCACUGUAUGAAUCUGCUCUGGGAUGCUUCCUGUGUUGCCCUGCCUGCAGAAAAGGUGCCUCCCACACUGAUGAUGAAAAUCUAUGGCAAGAGUUCACAAGUCUCCCUGUGGUGCUUUGUUAGCACGGAAUUCAAACGGGAGUUUUAACGCCACUGAGUUGCAAGUUAACGAUCUCAGAAGCAACAGCAUUCCCCCCCCCCCAAAAAAGGAAGUACAAUAAACGUGCUAUUUUAGCAUUUAAAA
Molecule: messenger RNA, 2001 nt
Organism: Clupea harengus (Atlantic herring)
Lineage: Eukaryota; Metazoa; Chordata; Actinopteri; Clupeiformes; Clupeidae
Gene: derl1
Product: derlin 1
Source: RefSeq, a predicted model, not a curated record